CCCAUGAAUAGCACCGAUGAAUUACGUAAAGAGGCUGUUCAGAUAUCACCUCAUCUCGAACAAAAAGUAUUGAACAUCCUCAAAGUGGAGAAUCCUCUUGAUUCACCUGAUUUUGACCCAACAGAAUACAUUAACCGUCUGUUUCCUAAUGAGCAAUCCCUUGCUUCAAUUGACACAGUAGUAGAAAAGCUCCAACGAAAAAUAUCUGGAACAGGACGGGAUGCUGAACAACUAACCAAUGCACAGUCGGAGCUAGGGAGUACUGGGGCAGAAGAGUUGGGAAAGGCGAAGGAGUCGAUAAAGGAAUUAUUUCAAAAGACACAAGACAUAAAAAUGAAAGCCGCACAAUCGGAGGCCAUGGUUCAAGAUAUCACACAGGAUGUAAAAUCUCUUGAUUAUGCCAAGCGCCACCUUAUUCAUUCUGUUACUGCAUUAAAACGCCUGCAGAUGCUUGUUACCGCCGUGGACCAGCUUGAGAUCAUGUCGCGUAACAAGCAAUAUAAAGAAAGCGCCCAGCUCUUAGAGGCAGUAAUUCAGUUGAUGCAACACUUCAAGUCUUACAAAAGCGUUCCCCAAAUUUCUGAACUUUCUGACCGGAUCACAAAGUUGCAAAAGCAUCUCGAGGCUUGUGUCUUGCAUGAGUUUGAUGAAGGAUUUAAUAAUGAUGGUGUUGUUGUCGGACAGCCAUGGGUACUCCAUGAUGCAUGUCUUGUGGCGACUACCUUGGGAAAUGAUACAAAAGAAAAUAUCCUAAAGAAAUAUAUCUCUCUUCAACUUGCUAACUAUCGACAGAUAUUCCGACCUUCUGAAGAGGUAUCGCAACUGGAUAACAUUUCACGGAGAUAUGCUUUUCUUAAGCGUAUUUUAAAAGUAUGCGAUGAAACUCAUGGAGAGAUAUUCCCAGUAUCAUGGUGUGCGAGUGGACGUAUUUGUGAAAAAUUCUGCGCUUAUACAAGAUCUGACCUGGAGCUUGUUUUAUCAUCGUCCUCUCAAAUCGAUGUUAAGGAGCUACUAAAGGCAUUGCAGUUAACUAUAGAAUUUGAAGGACAAUUGUCAAAAAGAUACGAAAAACAUGCAAGUGAGGGAUUGCUAGAGAAUUAUGGAAAAAAAGAACCCGUCCUUCGUUUCGAAAAAACAAUAUCAUCUGCCUUCAUCCCAUACCUUUGGGUGUAUAUUAAUGCUGAAGACAGAACAUUGAGCAACAUGAUCGAUUCUUAUAUUCAGUCAGAUAAAGCUGCGGAAGAUGAUUCUAAUAUGGUGGUAUUACCAUCUAGCACUGACCUGUUUUACUUUUAUCGCGAAACAUUAGUUCAAUGUGCAAAGUUUUCUACUGGAAAGGCUUUUUGGGAUCUGUGCCAGCUAUUCUCAAAGCAUUUGCAUUCGUAUUGUAGCAAGGUUAUCCUAGAGAAUUAUAGUCUAAACAACAAGAAGGCCGUGACAUUAGAGCAUUUUCGGUUCGUAAGUUUGGCGCUCAAUACUGCAGACUACUGCUGUAUGACAACGGCACAGGCAAAAGAAAAAUUAAAAGAAACCAUUGACCCAGAAUAUAUUGACGAUGUGAAUCUGAAGGAUGUUCAAGAUGCAUUCAUGAGUGCCGUAUCAGCAUCUAUUGAUAACAUUACACGAAGCUUGGAGAUAAGCUGUGACGUGCAGCUUCAACAGAUGGCGCGCUUGCAAUGGGGGACUAUGGAUACUGUGGGCGAUCAAUCAGAUUAUGUUAGUCAGUUACAAGAUACUAUCAAACGUUAUGCGACCAUUGUUGGAAAGACGAUUGCAAAUAAGCGUUAUUUCCGGACAUUCAGUGAUCGUUUUGUAGAAGCUUUUAUGGCUAAAUAUAUCUCAAAUAUUUUCAAAUGUAAACCCAUAUCAGAGAUUGGUGCUGAACAAAUGCUGCUUGAUACCCACACUAUCAAAACCGUUUUAAUGGACAUACCAUUUAUGAGACCUGAAGGAUCUAUGACCGCACCCACGUCAUAUGUGAAACUUGUCAAUCGAGGUAUAUCAAAAGCCGAGACGAUUUUGAAGACAAUUAUGACUCCAGUGGAUCCCCCUGAAGGCUAUGUAGACAACUACAUAUUCUUAAUAGGAGACGGACAUACAGGAAACUUUGCGCGCUUGCUUGAUUUGAAAGGCUUGAAAAAGGUAGAACAAGGUCCAUUGAUUGAUGUAUUCCACAAGAAAGCAGCCAAGAACAAAGAGUUAAAAGACAACUCUGGAAUACUACCUCCUAUCGAGUUGAAUACCCAGCAAUCGACUUCAAAUUUACCUAACGCAAUCACAACUUCGUUCUCUACCAUCGCCACAUCUGCGUCUAACUUUAGCCCAAAUCCCUUACAGCAGUUCAGCAGAAGCACUUUGACGUCUCCUACUACGAAUUCACAGUUGUUUUCGGACGGAACUUCUUCUAAUCCAAGUAGCAAAACUGGGCGCCUGAAUGAAAACUUUAGAAAAUUAGUUAUGACUGGUAUGGCCUUCCGCAAGGAUCUUCAAGAUCGAAGAGAGCAACACCACAGUAAAGAAAAUAACACCGGCCAAUAAAACAUAUUGAAUAAACG
Molecule: messenger RNA, 2555 nt
Organism: Phycomyces blakesleeanus NRRL 1555(-)
Lineage: Eukaryota; Fungi; Mucoromycota; Mucoromycetes; Mucorales; Phycomycetaceae
Exons: 18
Coding region: 4-2538 (844 amino acids)
Biological process (GO): retrograde transport, endosome to Golgi
Cellular component (GO): GARP complex
Source: RefSeq, a predicted model, not a curated record